CACAUAUACAAUACAUUUAAAAAGUCAUGCGAAGAGUUUGACAUAUCUCUCCUCCUCUUAUUUUAUUUACCCCAUCAAAUGACGUUUAGUCAAUGAUUUAUAUUAUCAAACAUAAAUAUAUUUUUUAGUGUUAUAUUUAAUAAUUAUUAUAAAUAUGUGUAUUGAUGUGUUAAUUAUAAAUAUAUUAAUUAAUUUUUAAUAGUAUUAUUAUAAUUUAUUGUGGUAUUAAUUGUAAUAUGGAAGAAUGAUUUUUAUUGAAAAUAAAAUUAUACUGGUGCUGGUUUUGGUAUUACCAGGAUGGCAAUAUAAACAAGUAUAUGCUGAAAAAAUUGAUGAAAAAAUAAAAACAAUUGAAGUUGAUAUUGGUGAUAAUGUCACUGUUGCAUGUGCAAAUGAUGAUAUUGUACAUGAUUCAAAUGACAAUGCAAAUGUCAUGUGGGUCAGAGAAGGACGUAAUUCAGCACAAAUUGAAAGAAUGAAAAUUGGACAAAAUAAAGCAUUACAAUUAGUUAAUGUUAGUCGUGAUGAUGCUGGUAAUUAUUUUUGUACACUUGAUAAUGAUGGUGGAUCAAAAAAAUGGAGUAUUAAUAUACAAGUUAAAACACCACCACCACCACUUCAUAGAGUAUGGGUUAAACCAUCAACAAUACUUGCUAAUUUAUUAUGGGAAAUUAAUGAAACUGGUGGUUAUCCAAUAAUUGAUUUUACUGCUCAAUAUCGUCCAAAACACGUUGCAGAAAAUGAACCAAAUGAUUGGCUAUCAAUUAUACCAGAACAUAUUCCUCCAAAUUCUAGACAAAUUGAUGUUUAUCAUUUGGAGCCAAAUCAGACAUAUGUUUUUCGUGUUUGGGCAACAAAUAGACUUGGUGCUGGUAAAGCAGUUGAAGUUGAAGGUCAUACUCGUAUCACAAAUGAGGAAUAUGAACUAGCAAAACAUUUGUUAGAAGGUGCUGAAAAUUUUGAUACAAGAGUAUGGAUUGCAGCUGUGGGAAUUGUUAUGGGAACAUUACUGAUUCUUGGUUUGGGUACUUGUUGUCUUCUCUAUCGCGAGUGCAAAGUACCUUCUGGAGGAUCAGGAGGUGAUUGAACUUGUACCAAACAUCAUUCUAAAUCCUGGUUUUAGUGAUGAGAGAAGUGAACGUAUACCACAAGAUGAUAAUUAUAACAAUCAUAAAACCACACGACUGAAUAACAACAAUAUUAUUGUACUGCCAAAACGGCUCUAGCCUUUAUUUCAAUACAUUAUUAAUCCAAGAACAAUCAAGGUAUGAAGCUCAUUUAAUUUUUAAUUUUUUAGUUUUUUUUUUUUCUGAAUUAAUAUUGUUUAUUAAUUAUUAAAUCAAAUUUUAAAAUCAAAUUAUUUAUUUAAUUAUUUUUUAAUGUAAAUUAUUAGAGACUGAAAUUUUUGUACUCGUUAAAUAUUUUCACAAUAACUCAAUUAAUCUGAGAUUUUAAUUUUUGACUGAUUACUAAAAAUUGCAUCGAAGGAUUUUUAAUUUUUUAAAUUCAAGUUGUUGAUAAAAAAAAUAAUGUUUUUAAAAUAAUGCAAUUGGAAAUACAUAAAUAAUAUAUUAAACUGGUUAACGUCCAUAAAAAAAAAAAACUAUGAUUCUUUUUUUUCAUGGUUUAAUAAUAAUAGAAAAAAAAAGGAUUUUUAAUUUCAUAUUAAAAUUGAUUUAAAAAAUAAUAAUAAGAAAGUGUUCAAAAUGGAUUUUAAAAUUUUUACAUAAUUUUUUACAGAAAUAAUUUUUUGUAUAUAAUAUGAGUGAUUGUUUUAUUUAUUUAUAAUAAAAUAUUUAUGGGGAAUAAACGUACCGAUCUGAUUGAAAAAAAAAUUAUUAAAUUAUAUUUAGUUAAUGUGUUUUUAAAUAAUGUUAAAAAGUAUUAUGAUUUUAUUAUUUUUCUGUGAAAUGAACCUUAAAUUGUUUAUCAUUUAUUUAUCUAAUAAUUAUAAAUAUUUUAAAUAAAUUAAAAUUAUUUUAAGCAAUUGUUUAUUUGUUAAAACAGAUCGGUCAUUAUAUUUCAAAAUAUUUUAUUAUUAAAAAUACCCAAACACUCAAAUUAUAAACAAAAAUAUAAACUCAAAAUUUUUAAAAUUGUCGUUUAAUAAAAGCGGUCAAUAAUUGUUGUUGUUCGUCGACUGGAUUGUUUUUAAUUGAUAUUUAAACCAAAGAAUAAUAAAAAAUAAUAAACGUAAAUUAAAUUAAAAAAAAAAAUAAUCGAAAGACUGUAAUUGUUACAAACCACAGUUAUCGAAAUGAUAAAUUUUUUUUUUUUUUUUAUAUAUCUAUCUUGUGGUACUGUCCGAGAAUUGUGAUUUUGACUUGAUAAUUUAUAUUCAAUCAAUAUUUAUUUUAUUAUACAAUAGUAAUAUUCAAUGAUGCAAAACAUUUUCGAAAAGAAAAAAAACAAAAUUAAAAAAAUAUAAUAGAUAUAAAAAUAAUUUAUUUUUAUUUGUUUUAACAAAUCGAGUUUGCGUUUUUGCUCUCGUCAAUAAACCGGGUAAAUAAAUUCCAUGAUGAAAAAAAAAAAAUAAUAUAAAAUAUACUAGAUUACAUUUCAGUAGAUUAAUUAAUUUAUUUUAAUUUUAUUUAUCGAUUUUUAAAUUGAAAAAGUAUGUUUAAAUUACUUUACCGUAAUAACGCUUUUACGCAGCCUUAAAUUAUAUUUAAAUUAUUUGUUUAAUGCUUAUUAAAAAGCAUAAUAAUAAUAUUUAUUAUAAACUUAGUUAAAAAAAAAAAACGUAAAAACAAGUUUAAAUUUUAGAUUAAAAAAAAAAAUGCCUGCACAGUAAUAAUUUAAUAUUGUUUUUAAAAAAUAGAAAAUCAAUAAAAGCCUAAUCACAAUCAUUGCUUGAUAAAUUAAAUUAUCAUUUUAAAUAUAUAAAAAGAGGAAAAACAAAUUUAAUAAAAGGCAUAUCACAUUCAGGCUCAUACAAACAUUUCAUCUAGAAAAAAAAAAUUUAUAUAUCAUCAGAAUAAGAAAGAGUAAAAAAAAUAAAAUCAUAUUAAAGUGCAGAGUUUAAAAUUAAAAAUCAUUACCAAUUAAAAAUACCAAAGCUAUUUUAAUUUAACACAAUUUGCUGGAUUAAAAAAAAAACAAAUAUAUAUUAAUUGAUAAAUAAUAGAUAAAUAAUUAUUGUAGUAAUAAUUUUUUUAGUAAAAUUUUUUAAAAACACACAUGGUUGUAAAACUGGUUGUAUGUAGGAAGCUUUUGAAUGAUUAAUAAUUCCUGUAUUGCAAUAUUAAUUAGCACAAUCAAAUUGAAUAAAAAAAAAUAUAAUUUUUAUAAUUUUUGAUGAUUAAAGGUAAUAAUUAAAUAAUAACAGGAAUUUAAAUUCAAUCAAAUGUAAAAGCUUCGUGCACUCUGUGUUGUGAAUGGUCGCUAUCAAGUAUAUAUUAAAUAAAAAAAUAUUUACAAUAAUAUUCAUAAAUAAAAACAAACAAAUAAAUAUAUAUAACGUAUAAAGUAACAGGAUAAUAAUGGAAACAAUAUAAAUUAUAUAUUUGAGUAUAUUUAUAUAGUCGGAAUUUGAAAAAAAAAAACAAAAAGAAACAAAAAAAUCAUUCAUAAUAUUUUAGUCACUAAGCAAAGACAAUUUUUUAUAAACAAUUCAAAUUAAUUGAUAAAAAAAAAAUGCAUUUGCAAUAUUUAUCUACUUAUAAAUUAAUAAAAUCAUAGUCCAUCAAAAAUUAAUUAUCAAUAAUUGAAUAAUUAAUUUUAUAGCAUGCUUAAAGAAAAAAAAAAACAAAAAGAAAAAAAUUAAUGAAUCACUUUUUGCAAAAUAGUUUCAGUAUUAAAAAAUAAAUAAUUCAAAACCAAAAAUAGUAAAAAUAGUUAUUUAAAUAAAUCGUUGAAAAUUAUUCUUGUAAUCGAACAAAAAAUAUAUAACAUUUUUUUGUGUAGAUUUACUAGAAAUAAGAUAUAGAAAAAAAAAAAAAAUUGUGUCGAAAAAAACAAACAAAUAAUUCAUUUUGUUUAUAAAAACAAAAAAAAAUUACAGUAUUUUUAUAAUUUAGUUAUUUAAAAGUUAUAAAUAUUAUUAUUAUUAUUAUUUUAAAAUUUUAAAUUUUUGUUAUAUAUUUUCUUUUUUUUAAGUUAAUUUUUAUUUAUUUAUUUUAAAACGUUUGGCACAUAUCAAACGCUAAAUCCCGCCGAAUAAUAAGCAUAAUAAUAAAUUGAUGGAUUAAUUAAUUAGCAAAAAUAAAAAAAAACAAAGUAUCUUCAUGUGUGACUGUACCAAAA
Aphidius gifuensis is the source of this 4245-nucleotide messenger RNA. Its product is annotated as contactin-6. The record is from RefSeq and is a predicted model, not a curated record. Gene Ontology annotation, molecular function: protein binding. Gene Ontology annotation, biological process: cell-cell adhesion. Bases 245 to 1087 code for a protein of 280 amino acids. NCBI's taxonomy places the organism in Eukaryota, Metazoa, Arthropoda, Insecta, Hymenoptera, Braconidae. The transcript is spliced from 6 exons.